Messenger RNA from Colletotrichum chrysophilum, 483 nucleotides. RefSeq lists its product as uncharacterized. Lineage: Eukaryota; Fungi; Ascomycota; Sordariomycetes; Glomerellales; Glomerellaceae. The transcript is spliced from 2 exons. The record is from RefSeq and is a predicted model, not a curated record. The coding region runs from base 1 to 483 and encodes 160 amino acids.
AUGUCUGCCACCCGCACUGCUCUCGUUCUCGUUGACCCCUACAAUGACUUUCUUCACCCCGAAGGCGCUCUCACGCCCCAUCUCCUAGACCUCCAAGAGAAGGGCACGGUUGAGAACAUUAGGUCCACCGUCGCCGCUGCUCGCUCCAAGGGCAUUCCGAUCUACUACGGCAUGCAUCAACAGUGCAACGAGCACACCUUUCUUGGAUGGAAACACAUGACACCAAAUAAUGUUAAACAGAAGAACUCGCAAGUUUUCAAGGAAGGAUCAUGGGGCGCCGAGAUCCUUCAGGGCCUUGAGCCGGAUCCGUCCAAGGGCGACGUCGUUGUCAGUCGGCAUUGGAACAGCGAGAAAGAUGCCACGGCCGGAUGGUCCAAGGAAUUGACCGAUGCCGCGACGGAGCUGAUCUGGCCUCUCUUCGCCCAGGAGGUCCUUAAGACGGAAGAAUGGGUCCAGAAACAAGCAGUCCAAAGCGUGAUUUAG